Rubroshorea leprosula is the source of this 1222-nucleotide messenger RNA. Lineage: Eukaryota; Viridiplantae; Streptophyta; Magnoliopsida; Malvales; Dipterocarpaceae. The record is from the annotation of a GenBank genome assembly.
UGCUCUGUCUUCCCGCUGCAGCCGCCCGAAGAAAAAAAAGAGAAACCCAGCCAUGCCUUGAAAAACCGGUAAAGCUUGAUGAUUUUCCCUUAUUUUCUUGUCCAAGAACCUGAUUUGGAACCCAGAAAUUCUCCCCCCUGCAGGAAGCUUCCGGAUCUGCUCUGUCCUUCCUCCCCUGUCCGUCGGCUGCUCUUGCUUGUGGGGUGUGAUUUGCUCCGGUUUUGGAAUUUUCCUUCCAUGCCGCCGGCUCUUCCCCAAAUUGCAGCUCCGCCCUUGCUUGCUGGAUUCUGGUUCCCGAUCGUUCUGUCAGUUAGUACGUGAAUUGAGUGCUCGGUUUUAUGUGAGUGAGGUAAGUAAAUUAUGGUAACGCCCUUUAAUUUUAAAAGCAUGUUUUGAUUUGUUUUUGAAGUGGUGGCGGGACUAAACCCGUUUUACACAAGCAUGACUGAUUUGAAGUGAAAUGUUUAUGUUUUUCAUUAAAUUGAGCAUGCAUACUUGAAAGUUUAAAUGACUAUCCUGAUGAUUUGAAAGUGAUUGUGAAUCGUGAUUUUUCUGUUAACUUCUGUCUGUUUUGUCUCCGAUAUGGUCAUGUUAUUCGUGUGCCCGCUAGUGGGAGGUUUAUAAACGCUAGCACAUGUCGACAUGUUACUGAUAGAACCGAUUCGUUUCUGUAACCCUACUAGUGGGGGUUAAACACUAGUAAUUUCUGUAGCCUGCCAGUGGGAGGUUUAUAACACUGGCCGUGACCUAUAGAGGAGACGUCUAUUUCGUGCCCGUACUGUAUCUGUUUUCAUGAUUGUACUUGUUGGCAUGCUUUUAAGUUUGAAAAGGGGCACUCCAUAUUUACUUACUGAGUUUAUCUCAUAGUUUUUCCUUGUCCACCAUUUCAGGAAGUGAAACCGAGGACGGGAAAACCACGGGAAGUGACGAGUUAGAAGGCUAGCCACUUGUAAAUUGAGCAUAGCUUUAGAUAAAUCAUGAUCUUGUAAACCAGAGUGUAUUUGGAGAUCUUAUGAUAUUAGAGAGAAUUUUAUAAUUUGAUCUUCAGAUUUUGGUGGUAUUAGAGUGUGAUAUGAUAAGUUUCGAGCCUUGUGCAUUCGUGGGACCCGUCUCACGAGUGUACGGCGUCUGUCGCGUCUCGAAUUUGGGUUUUGGGGCGUGACAAUACCAUUAUUGGCUACCCUUUCAAGCACAUGAGGUUUCUCUAAAGGUGUAAAGAAUU